CCGCCGCCCGCCUUCCUCCGCCUCCUCCUCCUCACCUUCGGCGGGCGCCGCGCCGGGUGACCCAGAUCGCGGUGGCGGCGGCAGCUCCGUGUCCCUCCCGGCGAGAAAGGACGGUCGGGACGGCGGCUGCGCUGCGCCGCGGGGAUGGAGCGGCGCGGAGCGCACUAAUAUCACAUGUGAAGAAGAGGUCACCAGUGAUUGAUAUAUUACGGCUCUAGCAGCACAAACCAAACCAUCACCAUGAAACACUUCCUGAGGAUGUUUGUCCAGGUAUGCCUGUACUUCUACUGCAAAUGCUUGUGGCGCUGCCUGAAAUUCGUGGUCAGGAAACUAACAGGUCAAUGUGAAUUGCAAAGGAUCUGUUACAAUACCAAACCUGGAGCUUCCAGAACAAUGAAAAUAGAGGCAUCCCUGAAAGGUUCAAAAAGUAAGCGGCUGCAAACAUCAGUAAAUGUUCAUCCUGAUGCUAUUGAAAAAACAAUAGAUGACAUCAUGGAGCUGAAAAGGAUUAAUCCAGAUAUAAAUCCACAGCUGGGGGUAUCUCUUCAGGCAUGCCUGCUGCAGAUCGUGGGGUACAGAAAUCUCAUUGCAGAGGUGGAGAAGCUGCGCCGGGAGCCGUACGAUUCAGAGAAUCCACAGCACGAGGAAAUGCUGCUGAAGUUGUGGAAAUGCUUGAAGCCAAAUUCACCACUGAAAGCUCGGAUUUCGAAGCAAUGGUGCGAAAUUGGUUUCCAGGGUGACGAUCCUAAAACAGAUUUCAGAGGAAUGGGUCUCCUGGGCUUAUAUAACUUGGUGUAUUUUGCUGAAUGGGACACUGAGAUUGCUCAGCAAGUUCUCACUGAUUCUCUUCACCCUAAAUACAGGGAAGUCACUAAGAAGGAACUAAGCCAACUUAGCAAAGCUGAAUGGGAGAAGAAAAAGUUUGAUAAGGCAAUUGGCUACUCUUUUGCUAUCGUGGGCAUUAACAUAACAGACCUUGCAUACAACCUGCUGGUGAGUGGGGCUCUGAAGACCCAUUUCUACAACGUUGCUCCAGAAGCACCGACGCUCACUCACUUUCAGCAGACGUUCUGCUACUUAAUGCAUGAAUUCCACAAAUUCUGGAUUGACGAGGAUCCUCUGGACAUAAUGGAAUUCAAUCGCGUUAGAGAGAAAUUUUACAAGCGGAUCUUGAGACAGCUCCAGAACCCCGAGAUGGCUCUGUGUCCUCAUUUUGCUGCAUCAGAAAGUUUAAUCAAUAUGUAGUUACUCAGUUGAUUUUGUUUGGAAGCACUGUCUCACUCUUGGUUUAGAUCACUGUUAGACCAUCACUAGCAUACUGAAUGACCAUGGCAAUCGUGUGCAUGUUUUUGGCGCAGUGCUCAUCUAUUUUUGUCACAUGAUCCCCUUAUGCUUCUCUUGCUGGGGAUUCUUCAUUUUAAAUGGGUGCUCAUAUUGCCUCAUUAUGCAGUGUUACCUUCUGAAUUGAUGUCCAGAUAUCAGAGUUUUUCUAUUUUUUUAGAUUUUCCUCAUAAUUCAGCAUUGACGAUUGAAUUGUAUUUCUCUAGCAGUGUUUUUGUAUAUGUGGAAUAAGUAGCUGGAUCUUGUAUUGUGAAAGCUUUUUAACUUCUUGGUAUGUUUUAAGAUAACUACUGGCAUUUCAAGCAAAAUACAUGUUUGGACCUCAUCUAGAAGAUAAUGUAAUUUAAUCUAAUGCAGACAAACACAUUGAAGUCCAAUUUUCUCCAUGCAACCAUUAUACGCUUAAUGCAAAAUUAAUGAGGCUUAUGAGAUACAAGUUUCAGUGAGAAGAGUUUAUGCAGAAUUACGAUUAAGUGCAUGAAUACCAAAUGGUCUGGUGAUGCUAACACAGUGAACUGUGAACACAUUCACAACUAACAGAUACUGGCAGGGGCCAAAAAUUGUAACAUCAGGCUGUUGUCACCAACACCACCAUGCUGAAGCGUGGUCUAGAUUCUUGCACAUUCCUUUGGAUAUACAGAGGUUAGUGUUUUGUGUCACACGUUGGAAGGCAACAUGAUUUGGUCACGUGGUGCUUGGUGAAUUCAGGGAAGCAAAAAUAUGUAUCUUUUCUUUGAACUACUGAAAAUGUUGCUUUGGUUAAUUCCGUUCCUAAGAGCUGGGAGAAAUAAUUGAUUAAAAGGUUUAGAGCAAAACUGCUUGUGUUUCCCAGACUACGUAUUAAAAAAAAUUUAAAAUGGCAAACUGCCUUUUUUCUAAAACCAUGAAUGAAUAAAAGUGUUUGACACUAAGAUUGUGUAGUAUACUGAACAACAUCUACCAUGGCAUUUCAUACCCAUGGUAUUUUUUACCUUCUAAGCAAUCAAUUUUAGUAUUAUAUGUUUGUGUAAAUCACUUGCAUAUGGAGAUUAAAUUGAGUAGUGUCCAACUACUUGUGAAUUAUAUGAAUAAAUUAUACAUCAUUCUAAACUGAAGCACUGUGGCUUUUAUUUUUGAGAUAUGCAGUAAUAUAGAGGGAAAAUGUUUUAUUUAAUGGAUUUAUUUAAAACGGGUUGUAACAACUCUGUGGUAUUCCCAAGGCUGAAGUGUGCUCACAACUUCUUCAGAUAAGGUGCUUUAUAUCAUAUUAGUUACUGCUUGGGCCAUCACUUUAUUUAACAAAAAUAAAAAUAAGGAAAUGGGAGUACCUCAACUUCCUAGGAAGCCCCUUGGGUUUAAGUUGUCUCAUUUCUUUGCUAAAAUGUAAGCUGGAGGUCAGGACUAUUCUACACGGCUGGAAACUUGCACUCAUGGAGUUUAACAGCAGAAUUUUAUGGUAUUGCAAUAAUUAGUCUUCUCCAAUGAAC
Messenger RNA from Prinia subflava (tawny-flanked prinia), 2807 nucleotides. RefSeq names its product ELMO domain containing 1 (gene ELMOD1). NCBI's taxonomy places the organism in Eukaryota, Metazoa, Chordata, Aves, Passeriformes, Cisticolidae. The coding region runs from base 241 to 1245 and encodes 334 amino acids. Gene Ontology annotation, molecular function: GTPase activator activity. The record is from RefSeq and is a predicted model, not a curated record. The transcript has 12 exons.